Molecule: messenger RNA, 2892 nt
Organism: Manihot esculenta (cassava)
Lineage: Eukaryota; Viridiplantae; Streptophyta; Magnoliopsida; Malpighiales; Euphorbiaceae
Product: protein CHROMATIN REMODELING 19
Exons: 12
Coding region: 227-2563 (778 amino acids)
Cellular component (GO): nucleus
Molecular function (GO): ATP-dependent chromatin remodeler activity; DNA binding; chromatin binding
Source: RefSeq, a predicted model, not a curated record
GUCUGUUGUUCGUUCUCCACUUCACUUCGAUUAUACUUUGCUUCCUCUCCGUACCAAGUAUACAAAUGGCGCUGCCUCCCUUUCACUUCGCACACUUGGAUUCUCUGUUAUGACUCUUUUUCCUCUUUAACCUAAUUUUCUACUGUUCUUCAUAUUACUAUUCUUCUCUCGACUUUCCAUUUCUCUUCCUCCAAACAAACAAUUUUAUACUUAAGUUGAUGGAAGAAUGAAGCGCGCUUUCGACGAAAUCUCCGACGACGAGUGGGAGAACCACUCUUUCAAGCCGUCGCGCGUCCUUAAAACGUCAACGUCUAAUAGACAUAGGCAUAAAUCCGCUCAACCGCCUCCUCCUAUAGAAUCAUUCGUUUUUAAAAAGCCUGUAGAUACUCUCAAUUCCGACAGCAGCAGUAGCAGCAGUGGUGAUUGCCGAGAAAUUACUCCGCCUUUCAAUUUGGAGGAAGAAGAUGGGAAUUUGGAAGAUGAUGACGUUGUAAAGGAUGAUUGUGAGGAGGUGGCGAGGCCGGCUCCGGCGAAUCGUGGCCGUCGAUUUGUAGUUGAUGAUGAUGAUGAGGAGGAGGAGGAGGAUGAGGAGGAUGAGGAGAGGAAGGAGGUCGAGAGUGAAAGGGAUUUUGCCGAGGUGUAUGAUAUAGAGUCGAGCGGCGACGACGACUACGACGGCGAGGAGGAGGAGGAGGACUUGAAGUUGGAAGAGGAUGAUGUGGUGGGAAAGGCUUUGCAAAAGUGCGCUAAAAUAUCGGCGGAGCUGAAAAGAGAGCUGUAUGGCUCUGGAGUCACCUCGUGUGAGCGGUACGCCGAGGUGGAAGCUUCUUCAGUGAGGAUUGUGACUCAGAGUGAUAUUUCUGCAGCAUGUGCUGUGGUGGAUUCAGAUUUUCAGCCUGUACUCAAGCCAUAUCAGCUGGUUGGUGUGAACUUUCUUCUUCUGCUGUAUCGAAAGGGCAUUGGAGGAGCUAUAUUGGCAGAUGAAAUGGGCCUUGGGAAGACUAUUCAGGCAGUUACAUAUUUAAUGUUGUUGAAACACUUGAACAAUGACCCUGGUCCACAUUUAAUUGUAUGUCCUGCCUCUUUAUUGGAAAAUUGGGAAAGAGAACUUAAAAAGUGGUGUCCAUCAUUUUCUGUACUCCAGUAUCAUGGGGCUACUCGAGCUGCCUACUCAAAAGAGUUGAGCUCUUUGUCCAAAGCCGGGUUGCCACCUCCAUUUAAUGUGCUUCUUGUUUGUUACUCGCUCUUUGAAAGGCACAGUGUCCAGCAGAAGGAUGACCGUAAAAUUCUAAAACGGUGGCAAUGGAGCUGUGUUCUCAUGGAUGAGGCACAUGCUUUGAAGGAUAAGAACAGCUAUAGGUGGAAAAACCUGAUGUCAGUUGCAAGAAAUGCAAACCAGCGUUUGAUGCUAACAGGGACACCCCUACAGAAUGAUUUGCAUGAGUUGUGGUCCUUGUUGGAGUUUAUGAUGCCUGAUCUUUUUGCGACUGAGGAUGUAGAUGUAGAUUUGAAAAAGCUACUAAAUGCAGAAGAUAGAGAUUUAAUUGGUCGUAUGAAGUCUAUCUUGGGACCAUUCAUCUUGAGGCGUUUAAAAUCUGAUGUAAUGCAACAACUUGUUCCAAAGAGACAGCGGGUUGAAUAUGUUUUCAUGGAAAAGCAUCAAGAAGAUGCUUAUAAAGAAGCUAUAGAGGAAUAUCGUGCAGCUUCACGUGCUCGUAUUGCAAAGCUUUCAGAUGUUGACUUGAAUGCUACUUUUCGAAUUCUUCCUCAACGGCAGAUAUCAAAUUACUUUGUUCAGUUUCGCAAGAUAGCAAACCAUCCAUUACUAGUGAGGAGAAUUUAUACUGAUGAUGAUGUUGUUCGUUUUGCCAAGAAGUUGCAUCCAAUUGGUGCUUUUGGCUUUGAGUGUACGUUGGACAGAGUUAUUGAAGAACUAAAGACCUACAAUGACUUUUCCAUUCACCGGCUUUUGUAUCAAUAUGGUGUUAAAGAUGCUAAGGGAAUCCUUUCAGAUAAGCAUGUCAUGCUUUCAGCAAAAUGUCGAGCUCUAGGUGAACUUCUUCCUGCACUGAGAAAAGAUGGACACAGGGUUCUGAUUUUUAGCCAGUGGACCUCAAUGUUAGACAUCUUAGAAUGGACAUUGGAUGUAAUUGGAUUAAAAUAUAGAAGACUUGAUGGGAGUACACAGGUGACAGACAGACAAACCAUAGUUGAUGAUUUCAACAAUGACACUUCUAUAUUUGCGUGCUUGCUGUCCACUAGAGCUGGAGGACAGGGUUUGAACUUGACUGGAGCUGAUACUGUUGUUAUCCAUGAUAUGGAUUUCAACCCACAGAUUGAUCGGCAGGCAGAAGAUCGAUGUCAUCGGAUUGGCCAAACAAAACCUGUCACAAUAUACAGGUUAGUGACUAAAGGUACAGUUGAUGAGAAUGUUUAUGAGAUAGCAAAACGAAAGCUUAUUUUGGAUGCUGCUGUUCUUGAGACGGGGGUGGAGGUGGAUAAUGAGGGCGACACAUCUGAAAAGACAAUGGGACAGAUACUAUCAUCACUUUUGAUGGGCUAAGAACGUCAACUCUAUCUGAUAGCAACUCAUCAAAGCCUCUUUCUCCCUUUUAAUUUGUCCUUCCCUUUAUUUUUGUAAUAUCCUUUGUUGUAUUAGUUAGAUCAUAGGUGUAUUCUAGGGAAAGGGAAAAGGCGAGGGGAGGGAACAAAGAGACGAGAAGCGAAGAAAGAAAGAAAAUCAUUUAUGAUUGAUAGUGCUUUCCCACAAAGGUGUAAUAGCCCUUCAAUUCAUAGCGGUGAAAGUGAUAUAUCAAUAAUACUUGAUUUCAUUGAAGAUAACCGCCUUGUUUAUUUAUAUUAUGGAAAAUAAUAUUUUUAUUUUUAAGAAAA